AUGUCGGAGCCAGUUGAUCGCUGCAGAAGGCGGGGCCCAUGGGAACCCGUUUCCCUUUGGCUGGAGCCAGGAAGAAAAGGCCCUGCGCUGGUAACAGCUUGGGGGGCCCCCCGGGGUGGAAGUUUUGGGGGGGCAUUGCCGCCAUCUAAACACCCCCUACCCAGCCUGGCGGAGGCUUUGAAACGGUUUGGGGCCCACACCACCCCGAGGAUAUUGGGACCAUUUGAGAACGGACUCGCACACCCUAAGGCCUGCAGUGGCGCGGGCGAGGGCCUUGGAGUUCGAGGUCUUCCUAAAGGAAAACCAGGGGCCUGGGGCCAGCUGCUCAGCCCCGCCGGACCCCCGAGGCGGAAGGCUAAGGUGGAGAAGGUAGCAUUUGGGGGUGAGCCCGGCACUUUCCCAAGGGUUAUGUUGGGCUGUGGUAAGGAAGUGGGACAGGAGGAAAAAAAUCGGACAGGCUGGGAAGGGGGGCCCAAACCCCAAAAGUCCCCCGGUUUCCCCGGCCCGACUUGGGAAGCUGCCGUUUUAACAGCAGAUGCAGGUGGAGGGUCAGUAAUGGGGAAACCAUGCCGCCUGCAGUGGGCACUGGGGCAGAGACCCUAG
Penaeus monodon (black tiger shrimp) is the source of this 603-nucleotide messenger RNA. RefSeq lists its product as uncharacterized. Bases 1 to 603 code for a protein of 200 amino acids. The transcript has 4 exons. Lineage: Eukaryota; Metazoa; Arthropoda; Malacostraca; Decapoda; Penaeidae. The record is from RefSeq and is a predicted model, not a curated record.